Hypoxylon fragiforme is the source of this 1931-nucleotide messenger RNA. RefSeq names its product cytochrome P450. NCBI's taxonomy places the organism in Eukaryota, Fungi, Ascomycota, Sordariomycetes, Xylariales, Hypoxylaceae. Gene Ontology annotation, molecular function: oxidoreductase activity, acting on paired donors, with incorporation or reduction of molecular oxygen; heme binding; iron ion binding. The coding region runs from base 104 to 1753 and encodes 549 amino acids. The transcript is spliced from 7 exons. The record is from RefSeq and is a predicted model, not a curated record.
UGCAUUGAUAUAUAGGCAUCUGGAUCUCGCGAGAUCUCUGCGAUGGUUGCACAACCGCUGGGGAAUUCUAACUGCACGCGACCUCUACACGUAAUAUUUCGAUAUGGAUAUUCAGAUCUGCUUCGGACUCGCCUUUAUCGAGUGUGUCGUCGUGCCUAUCAUGAGGCCGGCCAAUGAUAUCAUCUGGUGGUUACCAUCCAGCCGCACUGGUACCUUCAUAGUGCUCUUUGUUCUUCAAUGGAUCUUGUUGAAGUUAUAUCGUGCGUUUCUAUAUCCAGUAUUUUUCUCUCCUUUGAGAAAUAUACCUGGACCCAAGAAUAACACCUUUUUUCUUGGCCAGCUUGUCCACAUGUACAAGGCCGCGACACCAAUUGAACAUUACAUGCGUUGGGUUGCGAGAUGGCCAGACUCACCAUUCAUACGCUAUCACAUCCUCUUCAACAAAGAAAUUCUCUUAAUAAAUACGGUUGAGGCUCACAAGCAAAUCAUGCAGACCAAGUGCUACGACUUCGUCAAGCCGAAAUUCCUCGAAAGGCUGCUGGGAGAGAUCGUGGGCACUGGCCUCUUGUUUGCUGAAGGCCAUGAACACAAGAAACAGCGCAGGAUGAUUUUAAAUGUCUUCUCGGUACCUAACAUGAAGAAGCUUAUCCCGGUCUUUCAAGAAAAGGCCGAGGAGAUGAGUGCUCUUAUCAACCGCAAGCUAAACGGGACCCCUUCGGGCAUCAUAGAGGUACAAUCGGUCUACACGAAAGCAACAUUGGACGCCAUCGGAGUGGCAGCGCUGGGUGUCGAGCUAGAGAACCUGAGGUCGGAGGAGCUGAAGAUGGACUUUCUGCAGUGCUAUUUCCGCAUGCUGGCGCAACCGCCCCUGAGCGCUCUGAUCAGCUUCAUCCACGUCCACAUCCCGAUUCGCAAGCUGCUCCCGGUGGAGGCCAACUGGGGCUUCUUGCGUGCGAUGCGCGGCGUGCAUGUGAUGCUGGACGAAUGCAUCCAGGAGCGAAUUGCGCAUGUCCAUUCCACCGAUCGCGAGAAGGUCGGCGGCACGGAGUCGAGGGAUUUGCUUACGUACAUGAUUGAGGAACGGCAAGCGGCAGCUGGUGGGCUGUCCAUUGAAGAUAUUCGUGGUCACUUACAGAACUUCCUUUCCGCUGGACAUGAAACGACAUCUGGUGCCUUGACGUGGGCUUCUUACGUGCUGGCCACGCGACCUGACGUACAGACCAAGCUGAGGGACGAAGUAGUAAAAGCUCUAGGAACGAUCGGCAUACCCACCUACACUGAUAUCGAACAACUACAUUACAUGAAGAACUUCUUGCAAGAGGUUUUACGAGUAUAUAGUCCAGCGCCCGCCACGUACCGAGAAGCAGCAACCGACGUCGUAAUCUGCGGACAAUUCCUACCAAAAGGCACACAACUCGUCCUAAGCCCUCCCGUAUCCAACCUAUCGAAGCAGAUCUGGGGCGAGGAUGCCAUGGAGUUCAAGCCAGAGCGGUGGGACGCGCUUACGAACGACGCAGCGACGCCGUACGCCAUGGAGACAUUUGGGAACGGGCCGCGGAUAUGCAUAGGGAAGAGCUACUCGCUACUCGCGUUCAAGGUCAUGAUGAUCGAGUUGAUACGGAAUUUUCGUUUUGAGCAGAGCCCGUACCUGUCGGCGCUCGGUGACCAGCCAGUGCCGGUGCAGAAUCCGGCGGUGACGUGGAGGCCGAAAGGGGGACUGGAGGUACGGCUUGAGAGGAUCCAGUGGUCGUGAUAAUAUGGAUGGGCUAUAUACCUAUUUACUCGGAAGGCGGAAUUGGAUACCUAAGGCCUUGCGAAGUACUGAUGUUAAUGAAAUAAAUAUAAAAUAAUAUAUUAAUUGAAGUUAAACGAAGACUACUCUGUGAGUAUAAAGUUAUAGUUAUAGUAUUAUGUUUUCUUUACCUUCUAAC